UUUUUUUUCCUCGUAUUAAGGAAGAAAAAAAAAAACAUCUAAUAAUAAUAAUACCACGGUCGCGCGUGCAAUACCGUCGGACGCGGCCGUCGAAACGCGCCGACACGAUCCCGGACGACCAAACGAGAGAACCCAGUACGUUCGUAAUUACCGUCCGCCGAAGACGAGCUCCGCCGUCGUAUCCGUGCCGGUGGUUGUUCUCCCUCUUUGGCGUGUGAUGUGCCGGUGACUACGCAAACACUCGUAAUGUAAAUGUGCACCGCCGAGUUUCUCCGAUUUAAAUUCGUCUAAAACGCUAAAACGUCGGUGGGCCGGGGACGCGUUAAUGUUUAGUUUCCGCCGCGGUAUUGUCCAGCAAAGAAAUAAAAAAAGUAAAGACGCCCUCGAUGGGAUUCAAAACUGAUGGGACUUCGAAGUUCAUCGCUUGCGAAAAAACACGACGAUACAUUAACUUGGGUACUACACAAAAGAGACCCAUCUCAACAAGAAUCUAAUCAGAGGUCUCAUGAAUCGGAAAAUGAUGACAUACUCGUCAGAAAAUCUUACGCUGGUCCGACGGCAUCCGAGUACCAAGGAAAAAGGAUGUACACCGACCACGUUCAAAGGACGAGGAGGAGUCACAUCCACUCAAAUAUAUUAGACUAUGUCAAACCCGAGCCGACUUACGGCUACGGCAUAACUGAUCUAGACGAUUUCCUCUCAAAAGCGUCCAUCGGCCGGCCGGGCAACAUACCCAUGGUGCUGUGCACGGGGUGUCUGCUGUACCAGACGCAGCUGGACGACCAUUACCAGACGGAGGUGGCGUUGCCGUUGGGCAUGGUGGUGAACGCGGUGUUCAAGAACGAGCAGUGGCUGUACGUGCAGACGCCGCACGCCGAGGAGGGUUACAUACCGUACGGCAGCUGCCUGCCGUUGGGCAUCGUGCCGCCGCCCGACACCGUUCAGGCCCCGUGCUGGGAGACCCAGUCCGACGUGUUCCCCCGGCCGGUCGGCGACCGCCGCCGCCUCGGCCACCACAGGCACCGGCAGCACCACCAUCACCAGCGCCGUCGGUCGGACGGCCACCGUGGCCGCGCGCCGGCAGCGCGACUCCCGUCUGAUGGUAAAGGUUUCAGCGGCGGCGGCGACGAUCCGGACGACGCGCAGUGCGACGUGGCCGCGUUACUGUUACACCGCGGCCAUUGCGCGCGGCCGCCGCUGGACGACUAUCACUCGGUCGUCGACGAGCACGACGGCGGCUGGCGCCAGUGGUCGUGGACGGACGGCCGAGCGAAAACAGCCGUCAACUCGAUCACCGGUUACGGGUAUUUGUGACCAUUACGUGUACAGCAACGAAAAAUCGCACCAAAAAGAUUAAUGAAUACUUAUGCAAUAUUAUUUUCUAAAGUUUAAUCUGUGUUCUGUUUACCAAAAAAAAAAAAAAAAAAAAAUAUAAUAAAUACGUGGUAAUAAUUCAGUAUUGUUUAUAUUAAUAUACGUUACCGUCAAUGUUCGGGUAAUGAAUAGGCGAUGUCAGUAUUGACAUUCAGUUGCGAGCAAUCGGUGAAUGUUUCCGAUCGUAACUGAUAAGUUUGGUAAAUGUAGUUUUUCGGCUAUCGAUUUGUGGCUAAUAAAAUUUUAUACUUCA
Messenger RNA from Sipha flava (yellow sugarcane aphid), 1627 nucleotides. RefSeq lists its product as uncharacterized. NCBI's taxonomy places the organism in Eukaryota, Metazoa, Arthropoda, Insecta, Hemiptera, Aphididae. The record is from RefSeq and is a predicted model, not a curated record. The coding region runs from base 403 to 1314 and encodes 303 amino acids. The transcript is spliced from 4 exons.